Molecule: messenger RNA, 400 nt
Organism: Eurypyga helias (sunbittern)
Lineage: Eukaryota; Metazoa; Chordata; Aves; Eurypygiformes; Eurypygidae
Gene: DR1
Product: down-regulator of transcription 1, TBP-binding (negative cofactor 2)
Exons: 2
Biological process (GO): chromatin remodeling; positive regulation of transcription by RNA polymerase II; negative regulation of transcription by RNA polymerase II
Cellular component (GO): negative cofactor 2 complex
Molecular function (GO): general transcription initiation factor activity; protein heterodimerization activity; core promoter sequence-specific DNA binding
Source: RefSeq, a predicted model, not a curated record
CGGGCAACGACGACGACCUGACCAUCCCCAGGGCUGCCAUCAACAAGAUGAUCAAAGAAACGCUCCCCAACGUUCGCGUGGCAAACGAUGCCCGGGAGCUGGUGGUAAACUGCUGCACUGAAUUCAUCCACCUCAUCUCCUCCGAGGCCAACGAGAUCUGCAACAAAUCGGAGAAGAAGACCAUCUCCCCAGAGCAUGUCAUACAGGCACUAGAAAGUUUGGGGUUUGGCUCCUAUAUCAGUGAAGUAAAAGAAGUCUUACAAGAAUGCAAAACAGUAGCACUAAAGAGAAGAAAGGCAAGCUCACGCUUGGAGAACCUUGGCAUUCCGGAAGAGGAGCUUCUAAGACAGCAACAGGAAUUAUUUGCAAAAGUGAGUGAAGCAAUACUUGUAUUGAUGAG